UCGAAAAAUCAAAAACUAUAACUAUGCGAAAUAAAACUACGUUUGUUUAAAACCAUUUUUUCAUCAAGAGACUAACUAUAUAACUAUAUAGAGAUGUCUCUUGAUGAAAAAAUGGUUUUAAACAAACGUAGUUUUAUUUCGCAUAGUUAUAGUUUUUGAUUUUUCGAAAUGAGAAAGUAACAUAUUCCAUCAAGAUUAACGAAAAAUAAGUUUUAGUGGAGAGAGAAGUUGAUAAUCAAGAAACUAAUUAUUUGUCAAUACUAUUCUGUUAUCCAUUUAUGUCAAAAAUGUCAGAAUUCCUACAUUUCAAAAAUUUACCAUAGAAUGCCAUUUCCCCGAGGGUAAAAAAAUUGACAAAAAAACGCGUUAAAGGUUUCAAAACCAACGCGCUUUUUUUAAUCUAUUCGUUUGAAAACGCGUUUUUCGGAAUUUCAUAACGCGUUUCGAUGAAUGUAAACGACAAUGAGAACGUUAAUUAACGCGUAUUGAGCUGAACGAAAAAUAAUAAAAACGGAGGGAAGCUACAGAGAUUUGAAUCAUCAACUUUUGUCUUACCAUUCUUCCACCUUUUCCAUUCAACCAUACUCGCUUGACAUGACAUUAGCUGACAACAAACUAUCGAGAGCAGUAAAAUAAGUACUUAACAAAAAAUUUCAAGUUCAAGAAAAAAUCGGUAGAGGCACGAAAAACGCGUUAGUAAACGAUCGUUAAAAGAGCCAUGUUUUUGUCGAACACGUUAGCGAACGACCGUUAAAAGAGCAUUUAAACGCGUUUUUCACGUUCAAAACUUAAGGAUAACGCGUUUGCUUCAAAACGCGUUUUUCGUGCCGUUUCUAACGACUUUUAUACGCCUAGGUUAUCAAGAUAAAACAUGUGUUUUAACAAUCCUCUGCCAAAUUCUCACGGAAUUUUAGUUUUACAAAGAUUAGAUUGGUUAAGGUGAACAUUUAAGAUUGAAAACUUGGGUUUUAUUAGAGUUAUCUCGAAAAUAAUAGUCAAAAAGUAGGUGAUAUCAUUUUACAGAUUUCUGCUCUGUUUGACAUGCUAUAACAAUCAGAUUAGCCUAUUUUUCCCAGAGGUUUUAUCUAAAAAGUUCAAAAAAUACUUUUUUUAUUCGAAAAUUUUUAUGAAAAAUCCGGCUGCUUUAAGUCAAAGUCAAUAUUCUUCACGUUUUUUAAAACCAAUCCGAGCUUUAUAGCAUGUAAAAUACAGAAACAAACCGGAAAAUGACAACGUCGGGUUUUCUAAAAAGCAAUUUUUGAGAAAAACUCCAUGCAUUUAGGAGUUGCAGGAAAUUACUUGUAACUCUUUAAGGGAAGGUUGUACGGAGUUCUACUAUGCUUCUCGUUUUGAUCAGAAAAGCUUGCUCUACAAACGUCUGAAUUCAGAAAAUAAUUUAAUUGUAGAAGUAUCGUGGGGUAAACGGGUGUUCUAAAAAGCUUAAAGGACCUGCUAUUUUCUUGUAAAAUCUUAAAUUUUAAAGGAUCUUUUGAUAUGAAUUUACAAGAUCUUGUCGUACGAUCGUGCAAAAUCACGGUGCUUUUUGUAACUUCUUGACUUUGUUAAUGUGUACACUGUUAAAAAAUUGUAUUUAUCAGUUGUUAUAUAUAGAGAUCCAAAAUAUUGAACAACUAAAACCUGAAACUAAACUUCAGAAAAUAAAGGGCAAAACUUGUUUUUUAGAAAACGAAAAACUGAAUAUUGGUCUUUUUAAUGGUCUUUUUAACUGUAUUUCUCUUUUGAUCACAUUGUCACAUCAUGUAAUGAGCAUAGCUCGAUUUGUCGUUUAAUAAACUUAGUUUAAAUAUUGGUCUUCAGCUUCUCGAAGAACACAAAAGUUUUGCUCUUUAGACAACUGAAGAACAAAACUUAGUUCUUCAGUUUCCAAAAAACAACUUUUUGUUUUUCAGUUUUUUAGAUCUCUAUAUGGAGUAUUUGUUCUCUGAAAAACACAGAUUUUUCUCUGUGUAACUUCGCGAUCUUAUGAAUUCCUGCAACACAGAUUUCUUAGCUAUACUUAUUGUCUUGCUAUACGAUCUUACAAGCUUUUAGCAAAUGAGUUAGGAAUGCUGCUGCUGUAUGUGUUUUGUUCUGGUAGAAAAUUGAUGAGACAGAAUUAAUUAAUUCUUAUUCAUUCACCUGUAUUAAAGCAUCGUUUUACUGUCCUCAGUAAAGCUUUUUUGGAUUCCAUAUAAAGCAAACAAUGAAAAAAAGUUUAAAUGAGAAGGACGCUGAACAACUGUAAAAAAUUGUUCUAGAUUUUCAACUUCUUUAAAAAUAUAUUCCACUUUUGAUUUUCAAUUUGUCGACAUACAAAUUCGCCGGGGAUUUUCAAGUUUAAAAAGCGUCGUUGAUUUUAUGCAAAACCAAUUUAUUUUCUAGAGUAUCACUUGCAAUUUUCUGAAAAAUCUACGACGAUUUUCCAAAAAAGUUGAAUUAAUUUUCUGAAUUAGUAUAUGGGCUGAAAAUCGUUUUUAAUUUUUUAUAACUUAUUUUAAAAUUUGAACACUCAGCACUGGAAGUUGUUUUUUUUUUAUUUUCAUGGCGUUUUCUCUGUAUUAAAUUGAUUCUAUGUGUAGGUACAAAUUAUUCAAAUACUAAAAUAUUGGAGAAUGAUAAUAAUUCUGCAAUGAUUGAUAUAAACCAAUUACAUAUUUUACCCUAUUCUGACCGUUUCGAUCAGACAAAAACUCAUGUCGGCUUUAUCAUUUAUUCAUACAAUAAUCACACAGAGUUUAUUCUCAAUGGUAUAUACUGUAAAACGGGUUAUGUUCUAAUAAAACAUGGUGAAAAUGUUGAAAAUAUUAAUAGUAACAGUAAUCUGAUACACGAAAAACUAUUUCAAUAUCUUUUUGGUCAAGAACCCGAUCAAUUAUUCGUUGGAGUAACAUUUAUGUACGUCAACAAUUGGCUGUACAAUUGUUUUGCCUUCAAUGGCAGUAAAAUUCAUCCAUAUGAACAAAAGCUGAUAGAAAUAAUGCUAAUAUCAUUAUAUGAAAAUGAUAUGUGGUUGACGAAUCCUUACGCUGAUGUCGAACAACUUAACAUGUUUGCAAAGAAAAUGUUCAUUUACAAAUUAAGUUCAAUAAAUCAGUUAUUUGAACAAAAACGUACUGAAAUUCAUAAUGGUGGUUCAUUCUUAGAUAAUUUACCCAAACGGUUUCGACGAAAUAAGAAAAAAUCAUCAACAACUAACGACAGUUUUCAGCGAUUUCAUUGGACACAAGAUCAAAUUAAUUUAUUUGAAAUGACACUAACAACAUGGAUAGAUGAACAAUUUAAGCUAAUUGAAAAAUUGUUUAAAACUGAAGAGUAUUUAUAUAUUGAUGACAGUACAAAACAACUGUUCAAAAACUUUAUCAGACAUCAUGUUCUGCAAAGUUAA
Molecule: messenger RNA, 3385 nt
Organism: Didymodactylos carnosus
Lineage: Eukaryota; Metazoa; Rotifera; Eurotatoria; Philodinida; Philodinidae
Source: the annotation of a GenBank genome assembly